UAUAUUUUCCUUUUCCCCAACAUGAAAAUUUAUUAUAAAUAAAAUAUUUUCCAUUAGUUGUUUUAGUGGGGACUAACAGUUAAUUAAUAAUUGAUUAACAUCUCAUUCAAGAUCGAGGCAAACCAUUUCAGCAGAUUACUUUUCAUUAACAACAGCUGCAAGAACCUUGAACCAGAUUGAAAAUAUUUUGAUAAAGGAAAAGAAACAGUACCCACACCACUCUCACGAAAAUACCGAUAAAACAACUAUAAUAGCGCUUAAUGUAUGCAAAUAUCCAUUAGGUUGAGUAUUACCUAGUGCGACUCGAGGAAUAUCUAAUUUAUUGUCGUUAUUUUAAUCAAACGGUGAGGUUAAGGUUCAGUGUUUGAUCUGUUUUUUAAUUUUUCCAGUGUUACGUGACAAAGCGUCGGGACACCAUGGAAGGCGGACCAAAUCCUUUUAACAACUACCGGAAAACAUUACAAGUAGCAGGAAAAUCUUAUCAAUAUUAUGACAUCGCUCAACUACAUCCAAAUUAUGAUCAACUACCCUACUCUAUGAGAAUUCUAUUAGAAUCAGCUGUCAGAAACUGCGAUAACUUUACUAUUAAAGAAGCCGAUGUUCAAAACAUUUUAAAUUGGAAAGAAAAUCAAGAUGUCGAGGGCGGUAUUGAAAUCCCUUUUAAACCGGCGAGAGUUAUAUUACAGGAUCUUACCGGUGUACCCGCCGUAGUCGAUUUCGCAGUUAUGAGGGACAAAGUCAAGGAAUUGGGAGGAGAUCCUAAAAAAAUUAAUCCAAGAUGUCCCGCUGAUUUGGUUAUUGAUCAUUCUAUUCAGGUCGACUUUGUAAGAUCGGCUGAUGCCUUAGAAAAAAAUCAAGAUCUGGAGUUUGAACGAAACCAUGAAAGAUUUACAUUUUUAAAGUGGGGUGCAAAAGCCUUCGAUAACAUGCUCAUCGUUCCACCGGGUAGCGGUAUCGUCCAUCAGGUCAACUUGGAGUAUUUAGCCAGGGUUGUUUUUACUGAAAAUUCCCUUUUAUAUCCUGAUACUGUGGUUGGUACAGAUUCCCACACUACCAUGAUCAACGGUUUGGGUAUUGUAGGUUGGGGAGUAGGCGGUAUUGAAGCAGAGGCUGUUAUGCUGGGACAGUCUAUCACUAUGUUGUUGCCUAAAGUUGUUGGUUACAAGUUAUAUGGAGAAUUGAACGAAUAUGCUACUUCUACUGAUCUUGUCCUUACAAUUACAAAGCAUCUACGUCAGUUGGGAGUAGUGGGAAAAUUCGUUGAAUUUUAUGGUCCAGGUGUCGCUGCUUUGUCUUUAGCCGAUAGAGCCACCAUUGCAAAUAUGUGUCCCGAAUAUGGAGCUACUGUAGGGCAUUUCCCCGUCGAUUCCAACUCUUUGGAUUACUUAAGGCAGACAAAUCGCUCCGAGGAACAAAUUCAGGUCAUAGAGUCUUACCUAAGAGCUACCAAACAACUCAGAAAUUAUACACAGGAAUCUACUGAUCCAGUUUUUAGUCAGACCGUUGGAUUGGAUUUGUCGACUGUCGUUUCCUCUGUCAGCGGACCCAAGAGACCCAAUGACAGAGUUUCAGUAGUUGAUAUGAAGAGGGAUUUCGCAGAAUGCUUGUCCAAUAAGAUCGGAUUCAAAGGUUUCGGGCUAAAACCAGAAAAACUCAACGCAGUUGGAAAAUUCAUGUUUGAUGGUAAACAAUAUGAGUUACGCCACGGCAGCGUUGUCAUUGCAGCAAUCACUUCGUGUACUAACACAAGCAACCCAAGUGUUAUGUUAGGAGCUGGCAUGUUGGCUAAGAAUGCAGUUGCUGCUGGUUUGAGCGUCGCUCCAUACAUCAAGACCAGUUUGUCUCCUGGAUCCGGAGUCGUUACUUACUAUCUUAAUGAAUCGGGGGUUAUUCCUCCACUUGAAAAGUUAGGAUUUGACAUUGUAGGUUAUGGUUGUAUGACUUGUAUCGGCAACAGUGGUGGAAUCGACGAAAAUCUAGUAAAUGCCAUCGAACACAACGAACUAGUCUGUUGUGGUGUCCUUUCAGGAAAUCGAAACUUUGAAGGACGUAUCCAUCCUAAUACUAGAGCCAAUUAUUUAGCCAGUCCUUUAUUGGUAAUCGCGUACGCUAUCGCAGGCAGAGUAGAUAUAGAUUUCGAAACUGAACCAUUAGGUCAAAGACCAGAUGGUUCAAAUGUAUUCUUGAGGGAUAUUUGGCCCACUAGAAAGGAAAUUCAUGCUGUCGAACAAAAACAUGUUAUUCCUGCUAUGUUUAAGGAAGUCUACGCAAAAAUUCAACUUGGAUCUACAAACUGGCAAAAACUCGAGGCUCCUGAGGCAAUGGUAUAUCCUUGGGAUACUUCUUCCACCUAUAUUAAGAAACCUCCAUUCUUUGAUGGUAUGACUCACAACCUACCCGAAAGAAAACCUCUGCAGAACGCCAAGGUUUUACUAUAUUUAGGAGACUCUGUCACCACUGACCAUAUUAGUCCUGCAGGAUCAAUUGGAAGAACAAGUCCUGCUGCUAGAUACUUAGCACAACGAGGUUUAACACCAAAAGAUUUCAAUUCUUAUGGAUCAAGAAGAGGUAAUGAUGACGUAAUGGCCAGAGGAACUUUCGCUAACAUCAGAUUAGUAAAUAAAUUCAUGAGUAAGGCAGGUCCUAGAACUAUAUAUUUACCAACUAACGAAGAGAUGGAUGUAUUUGAUGCUGCCGAAAGGUAUAAGAAGAAUAAUACACCCCUGAUCAUUAUCGCUGGUAAGGACUACGGGUCAGGGUCCAGUAGAGAUUGGGCGGCGAAAGGUCCAUUUUUAUUGGGUGUGAAAGCAGUAAUCGCCGAAUCAUUUGAACGUAUCCAUCGCUCGAACUUGGUAGGCAUGGGUCUCAUACCACUCCAGUUCCUACCGAACCAAGGAGCCGAAUCUUUAGGUCUGACUGGCAAAGAAAACUACAGCUUCGAUUUGCCCAAAGAUAUCAAACCAGGUCAACUCAUCAAAGUAACCACCGACACGGGAAAGGCUUUCGACGUCAUCUUAAGGUUCGACACAGAAGUAGAUUUAUUGUUUUAUCAACACGGAGGAAUUCUAAAUUACAUGGUUAGGAACAUGGUUCGGAAAUCUUAAAAAUAUAUAUACUUCUAUAGCAAUAUAAACUGAAAACUGAACAUGAAAAUCACAGGUACUAAUAAGAAUCAAAGAUAUAUAGACUAAACAAAAUAGGUUUAAAGUAUUUUAUUUUUAAAUUUUAAUAACUUCGGUAAAUAAUCCUUUUUCUCUGUACUUCUUCUAAAGGUGCUACAUCCCAAAUUGGUCAUUGGGCUACUGUAAUUUCUGCCUUCAACAUUGAUGUUCGUACACCACUCAUCUGUAAGUUUUGACUCCAAUAAUAUGUUGAGUGUACGUUGACUUCACUUCACUUGCAUCAUUUCUUUAGCCUCCCUUCUGGUCACACAGUGUAACAAGCUGUUUUGUUGAUUAUCUGUCUUUUGUUAACUUGAAGUAAAAGUUGUAUACUGAAACUGAAACAAAACAAUUGUUAUGUCACUAUUUUGGUAUAUUUCAAUGUUUACUGCAUCUCUUCAUACGUUUGUCGAUACGAACGAUCAUUUUUUUUUAUUAAAAUCCAUCAUUCAAUAUAUUUUAGAACGGUUUUUGUUUCUGUCUACGUACGAUUUAUAUAGAUGAACUUAUUAGUGACUGUAACGGUUUUUGAAAAAGGCAAUAUAUAUCUUUUUAUUAGCGACUUAAUAAAUAUUUUAUUACUUUUUAUACUUUGUUUUUAGUUAAACCUGUAAGGCUUUAGGCAGGUCAAAAUUAUUUGGAUGGAAAAUAAAAUUUUUCAUCUAGUUUCAAUAUUAAUUGAAAGAAAUGUUGCUUAUACCCCAUUCCACGAAUAUACGACCCUCUUGGAUUAUCGCGACAACGAAUAUUUUACUGUGCAAAAUAUGAAGAACGAAAGUAAAUUGCAAAUUAUAUUGUUGUUUAUUGGAGUAAUUAUUAGAGCAAAAUACUUUCGUACUUCUUAUGUUGCACCCUAAAAUAUUCAUUGUCGCGAUAAUGCAAAACAGUCGUAUAUUCGUGGAAUACACUAUAUAUGUUUAUUUAUAAUAAAAUUACUUAAAUAAUAUUUUGGUUGUGCCUAAAUGCUAUGUGACGUACUUUAUAAUAAAAAGUAACUUAAUAUAUGCAAUUGUUUUAUUUUUGGUGGUAAGCUAUUUGGGUUUACAUUUUUAAUAUAUUAAUAUGUUGAAAAAUAUACAAAUUGUUGUUUA
Molecule: messenger RNA, 4252 nt
Organism: Diabrotica virgifera virgifera (western corn rootworm)
Lineage: Eukaryota; Metazoa; Arthropoda; Insecta; Coleoptera; Chrysomelidae
Product: cytoplasmic aconitate hydratase-like
Exons: 15
Coding region: 417-3104 (895 amino acids)
Biological process (GO): citrate metabolic process; tricarboxylic acid cycle
Cellular component (GO): cytosol; mitochondrion
Molecular function (GO): aconitate hydratase activity; 4 iron, 4 sulfur cluster binding
Source: RefSeq, a predicted model, not a curated record